Messenger RNA from Schizosaccharomyces japonicus yFS275, 2890 nucleotides. RefSeq lists its product as hypothetical. The record is from RefSeq and is a predicted model, not a curated record. Gene Ontology annotation, cellular component: RITS complex; heterochromatin island; ARC complex. Gene Ontology annotation, biological process: negative regulation of G0 to G1 transition; siRNA-mediated pericentric heterochromatin formation; silent mating-type cassette heterochromatin formation. Gene Ontology annotation, molecular function: RNA binding; single-stranded RNA binding; siRNA binding. The coding region runs from base 210 to 2738 and encodes 842 amino acids. The transcript is spliced from 2 exons. Lineage: Eukaryota; Fungi; Ascomycota; Schizosaccharomycetes; Schizosaccharomycetales; Schizosaccharomycetaceae.
UUCACAGUGAAAACACAUACAACUACUAACUGCUGUACAAUUACUAGAGCAUUUUUUUUGUUUUUUGCCUUGACGUAAAACGCUUGACCCAGACAUCCCCACAGCAGAGUAUCUGCAGAGAACAUCAUUCCCCCUCAACAAGAGAUAAUAACUAGUAAUACACUGAAAUAAGGAUCCAGACAUAAUAACGCUUAGCUGUUUCCUCAACGAUGAAACCCAAAACAGAUCUUGUUUUGCGUAGCAACUAUGAUAAAUACUCAAAGGAUGGUUACGGUACUAUUGGAAGACCCAUCACUUUAUUGUCCAACUUUUACAGAAUCGAGAACCUUCCCAAUGAUACCAUUUAUCAAUAUCAUGUUGUAAUUGGAGACGGUACACGUGUUCCUAGAAAGCUUGUAAACAAGAUUUGGAAUUCUGAGGAUGUGAAGAAGUUUUUGAAAAAGUCUUGGAAAAACUGUGUGUUUGAUGGACGCAGUCUUUUAUUCUCCAAGGACAAGAUUGAGGAUGGAGCAACGGACGUUGUCGUGGAUCCUGACCGUCCUGAACGAAAAGUGGCUUUCGCCAUUCAAAGAACAAGUAACAUCAACUUGGAAACGGUGACUCAAUUUGUACAAUCUCGCUACAGUCUUGAUCCCCAAGUUUUGGGAGGUAUUAUGUUCCUCGAUUUACUGUUAAAGAAGACACCUAGCGAAACUUUGUAUGGCUUCAACCGCUCCUUCUUUACGGGAAAUCGUCCUUAUCAACUUGGCGGCGGUUUGGAUGCCUGGAAGGGUUUCUAUCAAUCUAUUCGACCUGGACAGGGUUUUAUGACCGUCAAUAUUGAUGUUUGUACUAGCGCUUUCUGGCGUGAAGAUUCUUUACUUCGUGUUUUGCUUGACUAUACCAAUCGUCAUCAUCCAAAUGAUUUGGAGAGAAUGCAACUUGCGGCAAUCGGUCGUAGAUUCCGUCUUCUUAAGGUCACAUGUCAACAUCGUAACAAUGCCGGUACUGCAUUGAGCAAGAAACAGUAUUCUAUUGAACGUUUCUCUAGCGGCAGCGCCUUGGAUGAAACUUUCCUACGUCGUGUACCUAAUUCUGACAAAGAGGAACGCAUCUCUGUUGCUGAUUACUUUUUGGAGCACCAUAAUGUCCGGUUGGAAUUUCCUAACCUGCCUUGUGCCAUCAUUAAGAAUGGCGCUAAGCUGCCACUUGAACUGUGUUACAUUGUGAAGGGUCAACGCUACAGCGCAAAACUGAAUAGUAACCAAACUGCACAAAUGAUUCGUUUUGCUUGUCAGCGUCCUCAUGAGCGUGUCAAGGAUAUUGAACAAUUUGUUCAUUCGUCAGCAUGGGACAAGGAUCCCAACUUGAAGGAAUAUGGCAUGAGAAUUUCACGAAACAUGCUUGAUGUACCUGCACGAAUUCUUGAUGCACCCCGCAUUAUGUAUCAUGAUGAUUAUGAACAUCCUCGUGACGGUCGUUGGAACCUUCGAGGAAAGCGAUUCCUUAUCACUCCCGACAGACCCGUACGUUCUUGGGCAGUGGUUUGUUUCUUGCCCACAAGAAUUCUGCCCAACAAUAAAAUUGAGAAUUUCUUGAGAACGUAUGUGAAUACCCUUACUGGUUUGGGAAUCAGUUUUGAGUGCAAGAAUCCUCGCAUUUAUCGUCAAGAUCCUCGUGGUAAUUUGGAAGGUCUUUUAGGAGACGUGAUUAAGAAGACUGCCGACUUUCACAGGGCCACUCCUGACUACUUGUUCUUCAUUCUGGAUUCUAAUUCACCUGAGCCGUAUGCGACAAUUAAACGACUUUGUAAUACCAAGUUUGGUAUUCCUAGUCAAUGUGCUUUAAGAAAGCAUAUUGAAGGCGCAAAGCCUCAGUAUUGUGCGAACUUGGGUAUGAAGGUGAACGCGAAACUCGGAGGCGUUAAUGUUCACCUUGAGCCCAAGUCUUUUCCACUUGGAAACAUCCCUACCAUUAUCCUCGGCGGUGAUGUGUAUCACCCUGCUAGAGGAGGCUCUGGUGCUUCCAUUGGAUCAAUGGUUGGCAGUAUUGAUCUUCAUGGCUGUAAAUAUACAGCCAUGUCCCGCGCUCAAAACCGCAACCAGGAAAUGAUUCAAGGAAUGAAAGACAUGGUUGUCUACUUCUUACAAGGUUUCCGCCAUAUCACGAAGAAGGAACCUGCACAAAUUAUUUAUUUCCGUGAUGGCGUUUCUGACGGUCAAUUUAAGCAAGUCGUUGAUGAGGAGCUUGCGGAAAUUAAGCAAGCCUGCUACUUUCUCUCUCCAAAGUACAAGCCUAGAAUUUUAGUAUGUUCUACGCAAAAGCGUCAUCACGCUCGUUUCUUCGUUAAAAAACCUCAAGAUGGUGACCGUAAUGGUAAUCCUAAGCCUGGUACUAUUGUGGAAAAGGUGGUUACACAUCCUUUUGAGUACGACUUUUACCUUGUGUCACAUCCUUCUUUGCAAGGUGUUUCGGUGCCCAUUCAUUAUACUGUCUUGUAUGAUGAAAUUAAAAUGCCUCCUGAUCAAUUCCAGUCAUUGUGCUACAACUUGUGCUAUGUCUAUGCCCGUGCGACAACUGCUGUCUCUCUUGUGCCACCUGUUUACUAUGCUCACUUGCUUAGCAACAUGGCUCGUUUCCAAGAUGAUACUGCUAAAGAUGAUGCCAGCAGUGUUGCCUCUGGAGCCACGGAACCUGAAGAGGUGAAACCCUUAAGAAAGGUUGCUCCUUCGCUAAAGACGAAGAUGUGGUUCAUGUGAUGGCGUUUACUUAACGGAACAUUUCAUAUAUACCCUUUGCUUAACAGUGUAUUUCAUGUUUUUGAUUUAGUGAUCUUUAAAUAAUUCAGUAUUAUUGAUUUAAACGAACAUAAUGCCGUAUACGAAUGUUAAUCUCUCCAUUUAGCUGUAGA